Styela clava is the source of this 1421-nucleotide messenger RNA. Lineage: Eukaryota; Metazoa; Chordata; Ascidiacea; Stolidobranchia; Styelidae. The record is from RefSeq and is a predicted model, not a curated record.
AUGAUGAAAAGAGGAGACAUCUAUACAGUAACUAACAAAUUUAGCGAAGAACAAUGGAGAGAAUUCACUCGAUUAAAACUCGAUGUGGAUGAGGAUGAAAUAGAUGAACUUGAAAAUAGAUGGGGAAACAAUUUCCAAGAACGUAAAUUCAAGACAGUUAUGAAAUGGCAGGAUCGAAACCCGAGACAGGAAGACCUCAUGCAACAAUUGAUUACUAUGAAGCAUGAAUAUUUUUGUGGUGAGCAUGAAGAGAUGAAUCAAACAAGGAAUGAACAAAUCCGAGUAGUACAACCAGCUGCUGAUCUUGACAACUUGCAAGCCCGUGGGUACCAAAGAUGCUUGGACUUUGAGAGAUAUAAAGUCACAACAAAAAAAGGUCUCGUUCUGAUCAUAAGCAAUUCGUUUACUUCAUUUGCUGAAGAACAUCAUAGAACACUCGCUUGUCAUAAAGACGCGGAACUUAUGGAGGAACUGUGGAGAGAUACUGUAGGAUGCACACUGCUAGAAGGAAGAUCUCAUCGAGACAAAAGUGCUGCUGAUAUGAGAGAUCUGCUCAGGAAGCUUGGUAGAUCACAAGGGUACGAUUAUGUGGUGGUGGUGAUAAGCACGCAUGGAGGGACGGUUCAAUUGACUGGAAAGAAAGAGCCGGAUAAAGCAUCUGAGAAAUAUAAAGAAGUUCUGUUGGGAAACGAUGGGGCAGCUAUCCAAGCAAAUGAAAUACAAUCAUUUUUUGACAAAACUGCUGCUAAAAACCUACAAGAUAUCCCUAAGCUUUUCAUUCUUCAAUACUGCACAGGAGACGAAAUAGAUACAGGUGUGUACAGGCAAGGUGAUGCAGCUGGUGAUACAAUGCCGGUUUUUGAUAUAAUGAGUCCACUGAUGCCCAAAAAAAGUGAUGUCGUCACUGCUUAUCCAGCGCAUGAAAAACAUUUGGCAUAUAGAAAUGAAAGUGGAUCUUGGUUCAUUCAGUCCAUUUAUAAUGUCUUUAGGGAAUGCUACCAACAAAAGCAUGUCACAGAUAUGCUUACAAAAGUUAAUCGUGAAAUGAUGAAUAGGAGAGGUGUAGUAGACAUGAACGACUGCAAGUCAAUGAGCAUCUACGAGUCUAGUCUAACCAAGGAUUUUUACUUGGUUAAAUCAUCAAUUCAUGGUGACAUGGCUGAACCUGUGGAGUCCAACAUUGAGGGCAAAAAAAGACCAAGACACCAUUGAUCCAAUAAAGUCAAGAAAAUGAACCCUCACUAAAGCAGUAAUAGACUGCAGUGCAAACCAGAAUUUUGUAAUUAGUAUAUGACAAAAUAAAAAUUUAACAGAAUAUGUUUUUUGCCAUAAUUCUAUCUCUAAAAGUUUUUAUCAUUAGGGCUACCCAGUAUUACAUAUACACUUAUGUAGAUAGCUCUGUGCCUUGAAAUUUGGUUUCC